Molecule: messenger RNA, 5204 nt
Organism: Meloidogyne enterolobii
Lineage: Eukaryota; Metazoa; Nematoda; Chromadorea; Rhabditida; Meloidogynidae
Source: the annotation of a GenBank genome assembly
CGCGUAUAAAUAACACAUGUUUCGAAUUUUUACCAAUAAUAAUAAACACAAAUAAUAGGGAGCAAUUGGCUUUUCUUGACCCAUCCACUUUAACAAUUUCCUUACACUCUAAAUUAGCACCUUGCGAGGAAUAUCAAAAAAUUCUUAUACAAACCUCUGAAAAUAUCUUUGAGGUGGACCAACUUAAAGGGGGGAUACAAAGUGUUCACAUUAAUAAAUUAAAUGAAGCAGAGCUUGAUUUAGGAAUGAAAUCAUUUAUUCCAAAACUAGCUCCUCAUGCAUUUCAUCACUUGGUUCUUUUAAAUUUAACUGACUUAGCAACUCAUGCCUUUGCAACAAACUUAGUGCAAAUAAGUCAAUUGACCUACAAAAUAGACAAAAAUGAGGCAUCUGAAACAAAAACCACAUUAUCUGAUGAAUGGUCUGCAAUAGAAAAUGCAAUUAUUGAAAAGGCUGUUGGAAAUUAUUCGACUCUCUGGCGAAAUGCGGUAACAAUAUGUCUAAUCAUUUGCCUUGGGGACCUAGUAGCUCGACUAAUAUUUGCUUACAUGGGAGUAAGACUUCAAGGACCCAUAAUGGCUAUAGGCAGGCCCAUAAUCAACGGCAUAACCAAACGUUUUGGGUCCAAAAGGACACGAUCACCAAAUAAAACAGGGAGCACAACUGAGCUCCAAGACCUAACUAAAACGGAAUCAAGUAGUCCUGAACAAAGUACAUCCUGUGGGAUUAGAGAAAGAUUGAUUGACGAGCUUACUCAAUCUUUUUCUAAUCAAGAAUCUGAAAUAAACUCUGAGGAGUCCACGAAAAUUCAAAUAAUUAAAGGGAAUGAAUUUCUAGACUGGCUUAAUGAAUUUCUCUCAAACCCGAUAAGCAAAAAGCCGUCUUAUAAAUUGCCUCAAAACUCCGGGGAUUUAACACACUUUUUAGAUAAAGCCACACAUUUUGGAAAAGAAAUCCCAAAUUUCAAUACGAUCAUAGACCCAAUUAACAAAACAUCUGGGGACGAAACCAUCAAGUGGAAUAAGGAACAAAUUUCCAUUUAUAAAGCCAUUUUGAAUCAAAUGAACGUACUAGCUCGAGGUAAUGCCAACUCCCCAACCCAUAGGCAACUGAGAAAGACUAUCUCCUCUACGGUGCUUACUAUUGCGGUUAUUCUCAUUCUAGUUCCAAAUGCAGCUGCGGCGCCAAUCAAAACUUAUCCAAUUCAAACUUCUCAGGACUCACUCUUAGUCUCAGUAUUUGUAGUCUCUAUAAUAAUUGCAUUAGUUAUCCAUUUUACAACCUUAUUUUAUACACAAUCUAAACCCACUACACCGAUCACGGCAAUAAUAAAAAUAGAAAUAAAUGACAUAUCUGUAAAAGCACUUGCCGACACAGGAGCCACAAUAUCGAUUGCUCCCAUUUCUCUAUCUCACAAAUUAAAUACUAACCCACGAACAUCCAACAUUGAAGCACUAAGUGUUUCAGCUCAUGUUAUGAAAAUACUAGCAACAGCCACAGUUUAUUUCAAAAUCGGGAAAAUCACCCUGAGGGGUCCACUUCAUUUUGUAUCGGAUGACCAAGCAAAAGCUCUUAAUGGGUACCAAGUAAUUUUGGGGAGCGAUAUUUUUGCUAGAAUCCCACCAAUAACCUUUGAUUUUCACAAUGAGAUACUUAAAGUCGGAAAUGACUCACUUCCCAUGGAAACUAGUAAUAAGCAACAAUACAACCUGAAAGUCCGGUCUCUAGAAAAUUAUAAAAUAUUACCGGGGACACAAAAAAUAAUAAGAGCUAAAAUCGAUAAUGCUCAAAAUUCGGAAAAGGAGGUAUUAAUAGAAACUCUGGAUUCCCGACUUGAGGAACAAAACCUCUGUACCAUUCCUACAGUAUCGAAACCUAACAACAAUGAAAUAAAUCUGAUCAUUUGUAAUCCCACAAACAUGUUGAUAACUUUAACACAACGCACAUGCUUAGCAAGUGCAGACGAAAUACGAACUACAGAACAUCCUGAAAUAUUUCUGGAAGGUUCGCCCAACGAAAUUAAUGUCCUGCGGGACUCACUAAAGAAUUCUAGAGUCGAAAUAGAUCCCACAUUUAAAAUUGAUUUUGCCAAAUCCUCAGUAUCAGGGGAAAAUCUCAAUAAAUUGAAAAGUCUUUGCGAAGAAUUUAAUGAUAUAUUCAGUAAAAGUCAGUACGACUUAGGGUCCUGUACAGCAGGUGAACAUGACAUAAUUACAAAUUCUGAAACACCUGUAUCUUCAAGACCACACAAAACACCAUUCAAGUACCACGAUGAGCUCCAAAAGCAUAUUGAUCAACUCCUUGCCUCAGGUGUCAUGAUCGAGUCUGACACACCGUGGGUCUCAAACAUUGUACUAGUCCAGAAAAAGGAUGGAGGACUACGCCCUUGCAUCGACUUCAGGAAGCUCAAUGAGGUAACAAUACCCGAUCACUAUCCCCUCCCUAGGUUGGAAGCCAUAAUGGAUCGAAUUGGAAAUUGUCACUAUUAUUCGAGUCUAGACCUGUCUAGUGGGUAUUUACAAAUUAGACUAACUGAAAAUGCAUCCAGGAAGUGUGGACUUAUAACUGAAGAUAAAAUUUACCAAAUGAUAAACCUUCCUUUUGGAUUAAGAAAUGCCACAAGCGCUUUUGCUCGUUGCAUGGCCCAUGUCCUAAGUGGUUUAGAUAAUUGUGUAGUAGCUUAUGUGGAUGACAUAGUAGUCUUCACUAAGCCCGAUGAUUUUGAGACACACUUGAGUUCACUAAAAAGCGUAUUCGAACGCUUUCGUAGGUUUAAUCUUAAAUUAAGCCCCAAAAAAUGUAUAUUCGCUGCGGCGACCAUGAACUUUCUUGGCUAUAUAGUCAACUCAAAUGGAUACACCCCAAGUCUAGGAAAAGUGGAAGUAAUCAAAAAUCUUCCAAACCCAAAAACAGUAAGGGAAGUCAAACAUGUAGUAGGAAUGGCAUCCUUUUUUCGUAAACACAUUCCUAACUUUUCAACAAUUGUAGAACCACUAACUAGGCUUACAAAAAAGGAAAAGAAUUUUGAGUGGGGUGAGGAGCAAAACAAUGCUUUUAAUAAAAUUAAGGAAAUUUUAACUCAAGAACCGGUUCUAAUUUUUCCCGACUAUGAAAAACCGUUUCACAUCUUUACAGAUGCCUCAACUGUUGGACAAGGUGGUGCUUUAAUGCAAAAGAACGAAGAAAAUAAAACAUUUGACGCAAUUGCCUAUUGCAGUCGAACACUAUCUAUGUCUGAACGUAGAUGGCCAGCAGUUCAAGCAGAGCUUGGAGCAAUUAUUUUUGCUCUUAGAACUUUCAAACCUUACAUUUUCAUGGCAGAAAUUGAACUUCAUUGUGACCACAAACCUCUGGCAUUCCUUUUGAAGAAGUCAGACGCACAUCCCAAUCUAGCUAGAUGGUUAAUCGAGCUGCAGAAUUACAACAUAAAAAUAAUUCAUGUAGCUGGUAAACAAAAUCUGUUAGCAGAUGGACUCUCACGAUUCCCACAAGAAAAUAUUCCUGAGACGGCAAUUAAAGAUCUGAGUGAACUUCAGGACAUAGCAAACUUUCCUGUAUGUUUAUCUUUAAGCCUUAAACCACGAGUGGUUCACGAACAAUUUAUUUUAAAUCUCACUGCGCGUGAUAUAGAAGGCAAAAUGUUCUCAAUUGAUAUUCGUAGGGAGCAAGGUCAAGACCCCGAAACAAAAUUGUUAAUCGAAUUCCUCGAGUUCGGAACAUUUCCUGCGGGAAUCACUGAAAAUGAUAAAGAAGAAAUAACAUCAAAAUCCGAAAACAUGUCUAUGAUUUCGGGUAUACUCCACCAACAAAUGCAAGGCCAAGUCCCAAGAAUAUAUAUACCUAUGUCCCUAAGGCCAUUAAUAUUUGAAGCCUUCCACACCUCAGUACUUUCCGGGGGGCACAUGAAUCUCAAAAAGACACUUAAUAAAUGUAGGAAAUUUUAUUGGCCAAUGAUGCAUAGAGACAUUGCUAACUGGACGAAGUUGUGUAUUACAUGCCAGCUUAGGCACUCACCUAACCCUGCUUACCGUGCUGAAAUGCAAAUGCCACCCAAAAAUACUUUGUUUGCCCAAAUUGCUUUAGACCUUGCAGGCCCUCUACCUCUCACACAAAAAGGAAAUAAGCACCUUCUAAAUAUAAUAUGUACUUUCACUAAGUAUAUUAUUUCUGUUCCCCUUCCUGAUGCAAAAGCUAAAACCAUUGCGAUGGCCUUUUUCAAAAAUUGUUACCUCAAAUUUGGAGGAUGCACAAAUCUUUUAACUGACAAUGCGACAGCAUUCACUUCGGACUUUUUCAAGUCAUUUUGCUCUCUCUUAUAUAUUAAUAAAUGCUACGCCACUCCCCAUUGGAGCCAAGGUAACCCAGUAGUGGAGAGAUCCUUCAGAACGUUUCACAAUAUUCUGUCAAAAUAUCUUUCCAAGGACGAACCUGACUUUGAUGAAUAUAUUGAGUGCGCGACUUUUUGCUAUAACACAUCCACUCAUGCUUCAACCAAUGAGACACCCUUCUUUCUUAUGUAUGGGCGGGACCCGAUAUUUUGCAUAGAGCAAAUACUCGACCCCAAGACAGAUUUAGAAACUCCCAUUGAAGUGAAUGAAUUUAAACAAAAAUUAGUUAAUGUUUUAGGUAGGGCAUGGGAAUCUGCUGCGGCAGUCAUUCAAGAAACACAAUUAAGAGCGAAAACACAAUACGACAAAUUAGUCCGUAACCCAACCAUUCUAGUGGGGGAUAGGGUACUCCUUCGCAAUUAUACAGGGAAAGUAGGAACAUCUAAGAAGUUCCACAUGCCCUGGAAGGGAUUAUUCCGUGUAACUAAAAUAGAUGGAGUCCUAGUAACGAUUUUAAGUUGCACCUCGCCUCAAUCGAACCCUCGUGUAGUACAUAUAAACCAAAUAAAGAAAUAUUAUGAGGAAUCUGGUCCACCAAAUACGCAAAAUUCUUUACCACAAUCGGAAAAAGAAGUUUUAGAUAACAGUCAGGCACAAGAACAAGCUAAUGUUCCCGGUUAUUCACACUCAAAUCGAACCCAAACACAAACAUCUGAUAAACAAGCCUCUAUAUCACUACCCACUAAAGAUCUUAACAAAACACAGGACCCAGGAACUGAACCUGAAACAAAUAAUACUCCUCAAAUACUUGAAAGGCAGGGAAAAUCAAAGUAUGGUCUUAGAAAUAAGCCAAGAAGAAAAAACUUCUCUGACUAG